This is a messenger RNA of Euleptes europaea (tarantolino), 1263 nucleotides long. It is a transcript of the gene ZNHIT2, whose product is annotated as zinc finger HIT-type containing 2. Bases 1 to 1263 code for a protein of 420 amino acids. The record is from RefSeq and is a predicted model, not a curated record. NCBI's taxonomy places the organism in Eukaryota, Metazoa, Chordata, Lepidosauria, Squamata, Sphaerodactylidae. The transcript is spliced from 2 exons.
AUGGAAGCCGCCGCCGGUUCGAGCCGCGGUGCCGACCCUUGCUGCGGGCUGUGCCUGGCCCAGAGGGCGCCUUACACCUGCCCGCGCUGCCACCUGCGCUUUUGCUCCGUGCCUUGCUACCGCGGACACGGCUCCUGCGCCCAGGACUUCCAGCGCCGCGAGUGGCAGCUCCGGCUCCGGGGACAGCGGGAGGACCCGGCCUCCCAACGCCGCUUGAGGGAGGCCCUCCUCCGGCUGCGGGAGCUACGCGAGCCCGGGGACGCGGGCCUCCAGCUAGGCCUCGACCCCGCUUUGGAGCAGGCGGCGCUCGAAGAGCUGUGGGGGCAGCUGAGCCCGCAGCAAAGGAAGCGUUUCCAGCGGUUGCUGAGCAGCGGGGAGAUCUCGGCUCUCUUGCCCCCUUGGCAGCCGUGGUGGGCGGGGCGCGGCCGUGGGGCAAGGCUGGUUCAGGAGCUGGGGGAGGCCCCUGGGGGCCCCGAGACCCUCCACGCCCCUUUGCAACAGCCGGGAUCCUCCCAGCGCCCUGAAGCCGUGCAGCCACCCUUGACUCCGGUGCCUUUGCAAGAGAUCUCCACCAGCACCCAAAGCCCUGCACAGCCGGUGGAUGCUUCGACUGCAGUGCCUACGGUGCCCGGUGCCAUCCCCCCCUUGAGCAGCUUGACCCGGUCGCCCGUCUCGCCCCUGGUUCGCUUCCAGUUGCCCAACGUGCUGUACGCCUACGCCUAUUCCCUGGCGCUGUACAACGGCGACAUGGAGGAGGCCCAGCUGCUCCCUGAAUUUUGUGAAACGGUCCUGGACACCUCGGGGGCUCUGGGGGCCAAGCAGGGCUUCAGGUCCACGGCAGAGGCCCUCCAAGCGGCUCUGCAAGCCGUCACCUCAGGGCGGUACCCCGAGUGCCUGCUGGGGAACGCCGGGGUGAUGGCAGCGGUGGCCCAGAUCUUAAUGGGAGAAUGCCAAGCCAAGCAAAAGGGGUAUUCCUUGGCUGCCCUUGCCCACCUUUCCCGGCUGCUGAGCAAAGGGAAGAGGCGGGUGCCCGCCGAGGAUCAACCCAGGCUGUACACUGCCAAGAAAAAGUGUGAAUUUCUUUUGUCCUGGGUGAAUGAUAAUGAAGAGGAGUUAGCCCUCCUGGCCUUGGAGGUGCAGAGAGAAUACAAAGCCCAUCUGGAUGCGGUCAAGGAGGUGGGAGCUGUCACCCAGGAGCUGGAGAAGAUGUGGGGGGCCAAAGUGCCUCCCCCAAAAAAGACCUUGAUAGAAGAAUUGGAUUGA